This is a messenger RNA of Sinocyclocheilus anshuiensis, 4636 nucleotides long. RefSeq names its product protein kinase D2 (gene prkd2). Gene Ontology annotation, biological process: protein phosphorylation; intracellular signal transduction; phospholipase C-activating G protein-coupled receptor signaling pathway. The record is from RefSeq and is a predicted model, not a curated record. NCBI's taxonomy places the organism in Eukaryota, Metazoa, Chordata, Actinopteri, Cypriniformes, Cyprinidae. The transcript is spliced from 18 exons. Bases 522 to 3308 code for a protein of 928 amino acids. Gene Ontology annotation, molecular function: ATP binding; protein serine/threonine kinase activity. Gene Ontology annotation, cellular component: cytosol.
GAAACUGAAACACAGUCUGACUCGCAAAGCAAGCCUAACCAGGAGCUCUCUCCGGCUUAUUUCCUGUACUUGGAGGCCAUCUUGAGUUGAUGGAUUUAUAGCUAUAGGCAUUUGUCUUGCUUUUCUUAUUUGUUACAGUUUCUUUUUUUGUCCCCAGUUUGUUUCCUUGAAGUUUGGAAGUUUUCCUCUUCAAAGCUGCUUUGGAGUAGUGAGGGAACAGGAAGCAGGAGGAGGAGGAGGAGGAGAGGACGUUUCAUUUCAAAGCUAAACUUUAUCUGUAUUUCUCACCUGUUGCUCCUCUGGAAUGAAAGCCGUAUAGAGGACCUUUCUGUGAAAGGGAGGGCGAGAAGAAAGAAGAGCCACUUCCUGGAAAGGGAUCAGUUGUUUUUAAGCUCUAGUAGACACGGGGCACACAGCAGGGACGGCCACUAUUGAUGAGUGAGUGACUGCUCGUGUGUGUAGGUGAGUUUGCUGCCUCACACUACCCAGUCUUAUCUCUUGACUGUCUUUGACUCUUCAGCAUGGCCAACGUCAGUCCCUUUAUGUCUCCGGGACCCAUGUCCCAGGUCUUCUUCCCCCCGGGUGGCCCAUCUCCACCUGGGUCAGUGGUGAUGCAGCAGGGGACACUGGUCUCUGUCCAUACAUCUCAAACUCCAGGGUUCCCUACAGUGGACAUGGGAGUUGCCCCAGGUCCCGGCGGGGCAUCUGGAAUGCCGCCUGGGCCUCCGGCACCAGCCGGUGUCUCCUUCAUGAUACAGAUUGGACUUACUAGAGAGUCUGUGCUUCUACCCCAGAUUGCAGACCUGGCCUACGUCAAACAAAUUUCUUGCUCAAUUGUGGAUCAGAAGUUUCCUGAAUGUGGCUUUUAUGGGAUCUAUGACAAGAUCCUCCUCUUCAAGCAUGACACCAACAGCAGUAACAUCCUGCAGCUGGUCAAGGCUGUGUCGGACAUCCAGGAAGGGGACCUGGUGGAAGUUGUUUUGUCAGCUGCUGCUACAUCCGAGGACUUCCAGAUUCGGCCUCACGCGUUAAACGUGCACUCGUAUCGUGCGCCGGCGUUCUGCGAUCACUGCGGCGAGAUGCUUUUCGGCCUGGUGCGUCAAGGACUCAAAUGUGAUGGCUGUGGACUGAAUUACCACAAACGCUGUGCUUUUAGUAUUCCCAAUAACUGCAGCGGGGCGAGGAAGCGGCGUCUGUCCACCACGUCCCUCACCAGCAGUCAGUCUCUGCGUCUGUCCACUGCAGAGUCCCUCAGUAGUCUCAACAGCAGCGUGACGUCUGAAGAAGCCAGUCUCAUCCGAUCGCACACCCAGAUGCCCCGCACCCCCAGUGAGGCCAGGCGCUUUUACACCGGGCGGCCCGUCCACCUGGACAAGAUCCUCAUGACUAAAGUGAAGGUCCCGCACACAUUCGCCGUUCACUCGUACACGCGUCCCACGGUGUGUCAGUACUGCAAGAGACUGCUGAGAGGACUCUUCCGCCAGGGACUCCAGUGCAAAGACUGCAAGUUCAACUGCCACAAGCGAUGUGCAUACAAGGUCCCAAAUGACUGCUUAGGGGAGACUCUUGACAUAUUAAGUCCAAGCACAGACAUGGAGGUGCCGAUGGACUUUAGUAAUGAGUAUUCUGACACUGAUAAGUCAUCUCUGAUGGACGACUCAGACGAGGCCUGCAGUAUCCCUGGGUCUUUCUCCCCAGACAACAACCAGGAUGGAGCCAGUGGAGACCAGAGUGCUAAUAUUCCUCUGAUGAGAGUAGUGCAGUCGAUCAGGCAGACCACACGUCGCUCUAGCACAGCCAUCAAGGAAGGCUGGAUGGUUCACUACAGCAACAAGGACACACUGAGGAAGAAACACUACUGGCGCCUGGACUGCAAAUGCAUCAUCCUGUUUCAAAACGACACCACCAACAAAUACUACAAGGAGAUCCCGCUCUCAGAAAUCCUGCAGGUCCGUCCGGCGGGUGAUUUCUCUCUCGUCCCUCCUGGCACAAGCCCCCAUUGCUUUGAGAUCAUGACGGGUACCAUGAUCUACUUUGUUGGUGAGGACCCCAACACCACCCCGUCCCCAUCAUCCAGUGUGUCUGGUCUGCCCAUCUCAGCCAGCCCCAGUAGUGUUGCACCAAACAGCGGGGUGGGGCGAGAGUUCGCCAAAGGAUGGGAGACUGUUAUACGUCAAGCACUCAUGCCAGUCAUCUUCCAAGACAACCCUCCAGCAGAAGGUCACACUCCUCACCGGCAGGCAUCAGUCAGCAUCUCAGUGUCUAACAGUCAGAUUCAGGAGAAUGUGGACAUUGGAAUGGUGUACCAGAUCUUUGCUGAUGAGGUUCUGGGCUCUGGACAAUUUGGUGUGGUAUAUGGAGGAAAACACAGGAAAACUGGCCGGGAUGUAGCCGUGAAGGUGAUCGACAAGCUUCGGUUCCCCACCAAGCAGGAGAGCCAGCUGAGGAAUGAAGUAGCCAUAUUGCAGAGCCUGCGACAUUUGGGUAUAGUGAAUCUUGAGUGCAUGUUUGAGACGCCUGAGAAGGUGUUUGUGGUGAUGGAGAAACUUCAUGGUGACAUGCUCGAAAUGAUACUGUCAAGUGAGAAAGGACGACUUCCUGAGAGACUCACCAAGUUCCUCAUCACGCAGAUUUUGGCUGCUCUGAGGCACCUUCACUUCAAAAACAUAGUGCACUGUGACCUCAAGCCUGAGAACGUGCUAUUAGCAUCAGCGGAUCCUUUCCCACAGGUGAAACUUUGUGACUUUGGUUUUGCUCGCAUCAUCGGAGAGAAGUCUUUCCGCCGUUCGGUUGUUGGCACGCCAGCUUAUUUGGCCCCCGAGGUCCUGCUGAACCAGGGUUACAAUCGCUCUCUGGACAUGUGGUCUGUAGGUGUGAUCAUGUAUGUCAGUCUGAGUGGAACUUUCCCCUUCAACGAGGAUGAAGAUAUCAAUGAUCAGAUCCACAAUGCCGCCUUCAUGUACCCACCCAACCCAUGGAAACAGAUCUCUCCUGAAGCUAUCGAUCUCAUCAAUAACCUGCUCCAAGUGAAGAUGAGAAAACGCUACAGUGUGGACAAGAGUCUCAGCCAUACCUAUCUACAGGACUACCAGGCUUGGUUGGACCUCCGAGAGCUGGAGUCAAAGCUUGGGGAGCGUUACAUAACCCACGAGAGCGAUGACAGCCGCUGGCAGCAGUACGCCCGUGACCACACGCUGCCCUACCCUCCUCACCUGGUGCCCCCGCCACCUGCGUCCGACGACGACGAGCAGGAGGGUGCGGAGGACGCCGACAUGCAGGGGCUGACAGAGCGUGUUAGCAUCCUUUGAAGAAGAAACCGAGGAGGAGGGUGAGAGGAAUGAAGAGUACCUGCCCGAACUAUAGCAAUUUUCAGUGCACCACAAGCGUAGGAUGGAGGUAGUCACCUUUCGGGUGUCUUUGGCAGGCCAUCUGAACUCUGGAAUGCAGAUAUUAAGGCUGAGAAAGAGCUGUUUUGGAUCCCAUCCGAGAUCUUUACAGAGACACAAAGUCAGACUGUUCAUCAUAGGCAUGUGCAAAACAAUUUUUUUUUCGAAAUUGACAAGUCUGUUUUAACUAAGCGCUAAUUUAAUUUGGCUGGUUUUGGGUUCGCCUCACCUAACUAGAUGACUUUUUGAAGAUGCGGUCACAUUUAGCCAUAUUCUGCGUAUUUUCGCAGGCAAAAUCCAGUCUGUUCAAUGGAAAUCCACACAAUCAUGAAUUUUAUGUGAGGACAAAAGAUUUCCCAAUGCAGAUUUCGCAACUGGUUGAAAUUGGUCACACGCACAUUUGCCGCAUUUACCAACAGAAAGCUGAAAGUGACUUUUGUGUGAACAGUGCUUCUUGCAUGAACAAUAUACCUUUUUUGCCCACAAAAUUUCACCCAAAUUUUGCCAUUGUGAUCUAUACUGCUAAAGCGCAGCAUGCGUUUCAUAUGCAAAUCAAAGUACUGAACUAAUCGUUAAUCGAAAAAAGUUAGUCAAUCCCAGUAACUGACUAAUUGACCAUCAUGACCCGGGAUGGGUUUCGUUGAUCACAACAGAUUGACGUCAAGAUGAUAAUCCCCAGGUCUCAAGAAAUGUAUCAGUCAUUAUACAAUAUGCAGAGGAAAAGACAUAUCUAUUACGCUGGAUUAUUUUCUUUGUUGUGGUCUGUGGUGAUGUCACCUUUAGUUUCAUAUCCACUUUUUCAUAUUACUGAGAAUCUUUUUGAAAAAUAACCUGGAAGAAGUCCCACAUUCUGGUGUUUUCCAGUAUCGUCAUCGGUUUGCCCUGCAGGUGCAGGUGACUUAACCUCUGAGAAUGGAGCUUAUCUUAUGAGGACUGAUAAGCGGACUGCCCUUUCGGCCUUAUCACCUUGUGCACAAAGACUACCUAGACUGUUCUCAGAUCAGCUGCUGUUAGCACCCGCUAGUUCAGCUGAUCUUUGUACUAGCUGUACUGGAUGUGUAUUACUCCUAACUGACCCUAGACCUGAGCAUUAGGCUGCAUGUCACUGAGAAUUAGGUUUGCUUGAAACUUAUUGCUAUGAAGGACUAUUUUUUACACAUGUAACCUUAGAUAUUAUGAUGUAGUUUGUGGAAGUUAAUGUCGGAGCAUUUCCAGCAGGUAUAAUAAACAUGGUGAUGCAUAAAUCUGUU